AUGGUCUGUCUGUGUCUGUACAUGUUGUGUUGUGUGUGCUUUUGCUUGCUUCCGGUCAGUGUGCGGCCGCGGUCUCUCUCGGGGUCCCCCACACUCCUCUCCUCCUCUGGGAGCCUGGGUCAUGGCUCCGUGUUGCCCUCCAGUCAAACCGUGCACAGCUUUGUCAGUCUGCACCACCACUACUGCUGCUCCUCCGACCACACACUGCAGGAGGACAGAGAAGAGGCGGCAGAGGAGAAGGUCCAUCAGUUCUGUUGCUCUGCGUCCGGCUGCAGUAGUCCGUCGUCACGGUGA
Messenger RNA from Knipowitschia caucasica, 294 nucleotides. NCBI's taxonomy places the organism in Eukaryota, Metazoa, Chordata, Actinopteri, Gobiiformes, Gobiidae. The record is from the annotation of a GenBank genome assembly.